GAAAAGUACUUCAAGUGAAAAUUUAUUCCCUAAAGAAGAAAGCAAGAUGCAACAGCUGACAAAGUCCUCAAAGAAAGAUUACAAGACUCAAACAUCUGUUAAGAAAGUUGUUGUCAAUGGAACUAUGGAAGAACAAGAAAAGACAAGCAAGUAA
Sphenostylis stenocarpa is the source of this 154-nucleotide messenger RNA. The record is from the annotation of a GenBank genome assembly. NCBI's taxonomy places the organism in Eukaryota, Viridiplantae, Streptophyta, Magnoliopsida, Fabales, Fabaceae.